This is a messenger RNA of Psylliodes chrysocephalus, 1464 nucleotides long. Lineage: Eukaryota; Metazoa; Arthropoda; Insecta; Coleoptera; Chrysomelidae. The record is from the annotation of a GenBank genome assembly.
AUGGAGAAAAAAAAUUAUAGGCAUACUUAUUUGUCAUGUAUUUCAGUGAACUUAAUGGCAUUUAUAACAGGCAUAGGAUACUCAUGGUCCUCACCAUGCAUACCAAAACUACGUGAUGUAAUAGACCCAGAAAAUAAUCCUUUAGGUCGAGCAGCUACAUUACAAGAAAUAUCCUGGAUAACAUCCUUACACGCCCUGGGAUCCUUAGCAGGACCGCUGCUCACAGGAACGAUGUCCAAAAAAAUAGGAAAAAAGAAAACAUUGAUUAUAUUUUCAUUACCACAAGUCGCUUCUAGUAUAAUUAUGUUUUUUGCUUUUGAAGUUGAACAUUUUUACGUAGCAAGAUUUUUACUUGGUAUCGGUACAGGUUGUGUAUUCUCAGUCAUACCGUCUUAUGUAGGUGAAAUAUCUGAACCCGCCAUUAGAGGACGUACUAGCAUGCUUAACUCAGUACUCCUAACUGCAGGUCAAACCGUAGUACUUACAGUUGGCCCUUUUGUUACUAUCAGAACUAUUUCUUUAAUGACUCUAACAACCUCAAUCAUUUUUUUGUUUACUUUUAGUUUCUACGUACCGGAAAGUCCUUAUCAUUACGUUCUACACGGUAAAGUAGAUAAAGCCAAAUCGAAUCUUAAAAAAUGGGGUAGAACUGAUAGUACCGAAAAGGAACUACUAGAUAUCAUUGAAAUUUGCGAUAAAUCAAAAAAUGAGCAAACUAUUAAAGCCAUUCUGAGUUCCAGGAUUUUACAAAGGUGUUUGAUAAUAUGUCUCGGUCUGGUCAGUUUGCAAUCGUUAGUUGGUAAUCCUGCUAUAGUAGCAUACCAGCAAACAAUUUUAGAUAAUUCCAGUAGCACUAUACCUGGUGAAACUAGCGUGAUAGUGAUUAGUAUUUUGCAAAUGAUUGGAACUUAUUGGAGUACGGGUUUGGUGGAUAGAUGGGGUAGGAAGCAAUUGUUGUAUAUAUCGUACUUAGGUUUACUGGUAUCUUUAGUCAUUUUAGGUGGAUACUUGAUUCUAAUUGAACUUAAAGUUAAGUUAGAAGCAUUCUUUUGGAUACCAUUCGCUUCUAUCUUAUCGUACAUAGUGUUUUACAAAAUUGGUGCUGGUCCUCUUCCUUGGACCCUCAGUGGGGAGAUAUUUCCACCAAGUUUCAAACCACAUUUAAGCGCUUUAACAGCACUAGUCAUGACUUCAGUAAAUUUCUUAGUUACUCUAUUGUUCCCCUAUUUUCUUGUAAAUGUCGGUUUGGGUAUAACUAUGUGGAUUUUUGCAGCAUUCGGCAUACUGUCUUUAAUUUUUAUUAGACUUGCUGUACCAGAAACUAAAGGCAAAAGCCUCAUAGAUAUACAAAGGAUGUUAUUAGAGGGUAAAGUAGCUCUUCCCAAUUUUGAAGAGGAAAAUAUUUGUAGUGAAGAAAAGGAAUUGUUUGAAGUUUCUGUUAAUGUUAAUUUGGAUGGUAGAUGA